GAGGGAGUAGAAAAUAGAAUCCGACUUAGAAACAGGGAUUCACAUUUGGAUCUGGCAACCCAGGCCGGCUCAGAGGAUCUCUGCUCUCUGGAUCUCAGUCCGGAUCUCAGUCCACCUGGAUGCGGUCACCUCUCAGCUUUCUGCCUUCAUUUCCUUUUAUUUCUUCUUGAUUUCUCUGGAAGAAGGUUCCACGAUGGCCGGAGCGAUCAUCGAGAACAUGAGCACCAAAAAGUUGGUGAUCGUGGGAGUAGUUCUGCUGCUCUUCCAGGCUUUUGCCUUCAUGGUCGGAGGUCUGAUCGCCCCGAGUCCCACCACCGCUGUCCACUACCUGGCCACCAAGUGUGUGGACAACCAGAAGGGACACCAGGAAGGCCGGAAGUGGUUCAUGCCCUGGGGUCCGAACCAGUGCGACAAGAUCCGAGACUUUGACGAGGCCAUGGCAAAGAGGAUCGAAGCCAACAACAUCGUCUUCUCCGUUCACAUCCCUCUGCCCAAUAAAGAGAUGAGUCCCUGGUUCCAGUUCAUGCUCGUCAUCCUGCAGUUCGACAUCGCCUUCAAAAUGUACAACCAGAUCGAGGACAAAGCUUUUGUCACCAUCGACGUUAGCCUGGCCUACAGAGACGACUCGGUGAGCGAAUGGACGGAGAUGGCGCAUUCUGUGGAGCAACGCAAACUCAGCUGUAACUUCACUACGGCCAAAAUUAAAGAGAACGAGGGUCGCUACUACGAAUGUGACCUUUUGCCCUUCAUGGAGGUCGGCACCGUGUCUCACAAAUACUACCUGGUCAACGUGAGGCUGCCGGUGUACGAACGCAAAAAAGUGAACGUGGGGAUCGGCGAGAUCAAAGACAUCCGUCUUGUGGGAAUCCAUCAGAACGGUGGAUUCACCAAAGUUUGGUUUGCCAUGAAGACCUUCCUCACUCCCAGCAUCCUCAUCAUUAUGAUAUGGUACUGGAGAAGGAUUACCAUGAUGACGAGACCGCCGGUCCUGCUGGAGAAGGUGAUCUUUGCUCUGGGCAUCUCCAUGACCUUCAUCAACAUCCCAGUCGAGUGGUUCUCCAUCGGGUUUGACUGGACAUGGAUGCUGCUGUUCGGAGACAUCCGUCAGGGAAUCUUCUACGCCAUGCUGCUCUCCUUCUGGAUCAUCUUCUGUGGAGAACAUCUCAUGGACCAGACGGAGAGGAACCGCUUCUCCAUGUACUGGAAGCAGGUGGGACCAAUCGUCUUUGGCUCCUUCUGCCUCUUCAUCUUUGAUAUGUGCGAGAGAGGAGUGCAACUGACCAACCCCUUCUACAGCAUCUGGGCUUCAGAUGUUGGCACUGAACUUGCUAUGGCGUUCAUCAUCGUGGCUGGUAUAUGCGCCUGCCUCUACUUCCUGUUCUUGUGCUUCAUGGUGUUCCAGGUGUUCAGAAACAUCAGUGGGAAGAGAUCGUGUCUGCCUGCUAUGACUAAAGCUCGCCGUCUGCAUUAUGAGGGUCUGAUCUUCCGUUUCAAGUUCCUGAUGCUGGUCACCCUGGCAUGUGCAGCCAUGACCGUCAUCUUCUUCAUCAUCAGUCAGGUGAAUGAGGGACACUGGCACUGGGGAGAUUACACAGUCCAGAUAAACAGCGCAUUCUUCACUGGGAUUUAUGGCAUGUGGAACCUGUACGUGUUUGCCCUCAUGUUCCUGUACGCACCAUCACACAAACGCUACGGAGACGAACAAGCUAGUGGAGAUCAGGGAGGAACUAGUGGUGAGGACAUCCAGCUUACCACCACCAUCACCCAUGCUGACGGACCCACUGAGGUGUACAGAAUGAUGGGAAAGGAUUCACAAGAGUAGUCUCUUCCAUCACUUCCAUCCUCGAUCAUCUCAGCAAACCAGCUUAGCCACCAUUCUUGUUAAACUUCUCCACUGUUUCGGGCGAUCCAAACCCCUCCUCCACCUUCUCCAUCUUCUCCUUGGAUACAAGGAUUGUGGUAUUUUACAUAAAGGUCUAACGUGUUCCAUUACACCAUUUCAUUCAAAUUGGAAACUAUUAGGAUUUGUAUCGUAUCCAUAUUUAUUUUAUACUAAAUAUUAUUGUAGACAUCAUUGUUGGAACGUGCCUUAUUUUAUUAUUUUUUUGGACAGACGUACUCAUUUGCUAACUGGCUAGCUAACCGAGUAGCAUGUUAGCUAAAUACCAAGCUAGAAUAGCAACAAAUGACUUUCAUCGCUUCAUUUGCAAACGAAAUUGACGGUUACAGCACGCGGUUGUGGAAGUGUUUUGCCUUCCAUUGUUCCAAAGGUCAUUAAAACAAACCUCAAAUGAAUUAAGAAGACACUUUUUGGAUGCUGGGAACAGAAAAAUGACAGAGCAAGUCGAUAAGCAGGAUUUCUUUGGAUCGUAACCGCAAAGUUGAGCUGAUUUUGCAGACAAGGGAUUGAAUUUGGUGACAUGGAAUUUGGCGCCAUCUGGUGGAUGGAAGAGAAAGUUACAAAGUGUAUGACCAUCACUACGUUGACCAAAUCGUUAGUAAAAAAAAUAAAACCAAGCAGGUAUUUUGCAUCUAUAGUUCAUUUAACCAGGUGUUGAUGAUGAUGAUGAUGACGAUCAUGUGGUUCAUUAUCAGGAUACUAAAUUGCAACAUGUUCCUCAAACAUCAAAGCAAUGGGAAUUAUUCCCCAUCCUACCUAAAUGGUGUGUGACUCUGGAAUGUGUAUGCCACUGAUUUGGUUAAAAUUAAAUUUCUUCUUUAUUACUUUUAUCACUUCAGAUAGGUUAAAUUAUAAAACAGUAUCUAUUUAGCUCUCCGGUUAGAAUUUACCCCGCCUCCUCUUUUCCAUACACCACAUUUGUAACACCACACACAGCGUUCAGCAUCUUCCAUCAUGUUUGUCAAAACACCAAGUUCAUAACUAGUAUGUUACGAUGAAGAUAUAUUUUUUAUAAAGUGCUUAUUUUCAAUGUUAGCUGUAUCACUGUCUGUUGUAUAAUAAAAGGACUUUUUCAGAA
Molecule: messenger RNA, 2978 nt
Organism: Silurus meridionalis
Lineage: Eukaryota; Metazoa; Chordata; Actinopteri; Siluriformes; Siluridae
Gene: wls
Product: Wnt ligand secretion mediator
Exons: 12
Coding region: 194-1822 (542 amino acids)
Biological process (GO): Wnt protein secretion; intracellular protein transport; Wnt signaling pathway
Cellular component (GO): endomembrane system; organelle membrane
Molecular function (GO): Wnt-protein binding
Source: RefSeq, a predicted model, not a curated record